Molecule: messenger RNA, 1922 nt
Organism: Clupea harengus (Atlantic herring)
Lineage: Eukaryota; Metazoa; Chordata; Actinopteri; Clupeiformes; Clupeidae
Gene: c1h16orf89
Product: chromosome 1 C16orf89 homolog
Cellular component (GO): cytosol; membrane
Source: RefSeq, a predicted model, not a curated record
CUGUGGAUUUCAGAUGCAAACAUAUGCUGAUGCGCCUUCGUUUCAAAAUAGGCAGUUCAUAACUGCCUAAGGAUUUUUUCAGGGUCACAUUUUCGGGUGCUUUCCGAAUUAGACAUGAAUUUACGUUAAGACCACUGUGCGUUUAUUUUGGCAAUGGUAGGCUAAUAUUUAAACUGACCUGUUUAAUUAGCCAAACAUAUGCCUAAUUUGGUUGUCAACCUGUCAUUUCGAAAACAAUACACAGUAGAAAUAACAAUAGGUAAAGAACGACGGUGAAUUGUGGGUAAUUACACCAUCGAAGGCAAGUGAAGUCUGCACAUUCAGCGGACUCUCCGAAAGUCUGCAGGAGGCUCGUACGAAAGUCGUUGCGGACUCGUUUAAUUCGGUCAUAUUCGAACAUUCUUGGAGCGCGCGUGCGUAAAGUCCAUGAGUCUCCAAAGCCCGGAGAUCUGGAUUGGGCAAAAGUCUUCCGAGCACCGAAUUAUAUGUUAAAUCGAAGAUGACAACGCCGUACGUUUUUCUUUUUCUUGUGACCACGAUUCUCCCUACACAGCAAGAGGUUGUCGAAGACGUCCUCGCAAGUUUAACCAAAGGAGUUACUUUCUUGGAAAAACAGUCCAGAAAUAUCAACCUCGAUGGGGUUGUUGGAUACAAAAUUCUUCAUGCUCAACUUGUGCAAGCUGUUCAAUCAUGGCCCAGAGACCUCGACAGCAUAGCUCAGCGCUCGACAGCAUCCUCCCUUGUAAAAAGAUUAGACAACAGCUUGUCCCACGCUAUUAAAUCACUACAGGAGACAGAAUCGAAAUAUUACAGAGAGUUUGAACCUCUGAUGGACAAAUCAUUUUGGUCCUUACCUCACGAUUGGACUACCACAGACCCCUCCCUUGUGUAUGCAACUCGGAGAUCUGCAGAGUGCUAUGACGAACAGCUCAGUGACAAGUGCAUGACCCUGCUACUAGGCACAUGGAAAGAUAAUGGAACCCCAUGCAUAGUAACAAAACUGUGCCGGGAUACAAUGACACGAUUUGGAUGUCCCCACUAUUCCCUGUCUCACCAGCUGCUUUAUUUCAUGAUUGGGACAAUGAAUGGUUGCUCAAAAAUGCUAAAGGGAGAGAUGAGACAAUCAAGGGUAAACAUGACUGUGCAGCACUACCACAGGAUAUUCUGCUCCAACAUGAUGAAAAGCAACCAGGAGGUCUUUAAAGAUGGCUUCACUGGCCAAACCCAGGACAUUUUUGUGGAAAAUAUACUACUCUGUGGUUUGGCUGGAUUCUCAGACUUCUACAAUCUUAAUUGGCUGGAGCACAUACUGCUAUGGCAAGACCCUGAAGAUGGUUGCUUUGGGAAAGAGUAUGACUUCUCUCUCGGUUUCCCGGAAGAACAUUUAGGACCACAACCUCACAGGAGAGUGAAGAGGAGGGAGAAGACACUCAGAGGUGGAUGUUCGAGUCACAUGACUGGCGUUGCUGUGAGUGCUCUUGGAGGAUACCUGAACUUUUACCUCUCGGAGCAGGACAUCACAAAGAGACCACUCACCUGAGCAGAUCAUCAGAACAGAUCAUCAGAACACACCCUUGAUUCACACUCAGUUAUCAAUAAGCUAAUACUCUAUUCUCCUUCAAUUAAAUAUAUAAAAUAUGCCAUAAAUACAAAUUAUCUACUCUAGUCUCUAUGAUGUGCACGUUUUUCUUUUUAUUCUCUAGAAAGAUAUAGUGAACGUUUUUUUCUUUUUUUUAUUCUCUAGAAAUAUAUAGUGUACAGAGAUCAUACACAUCUGCUUUUUUUCUUACAUAUGUUAAGCAUUUCUGCUUUUCUGUGGGAAAGGCAACACAUUUGUUAACAGCACAGUUAAACAGGAGUGAAUAAAUGCUUUUAAAACAGAGCAAAAGUAAUAAAUAAUUACGUAUUAAAUGUGUAAAUAU